AUGCCAUCUAUUCGACAGAUCUUCGUCUAUGGGAUGAUAUUCUCAUCCGCAACUACUAUUGGGUAUGACUCUGGAUACCUGAAUGGUGUGCUUGGAUCUGAAGACUUCAUACGUCGCUACGGAGUGAGCGAUGAUGGUGGAGACUCUAUGUAUUUGACACCGUACACUCGAAGCGUCUUCUCUUCUCUUCUUGUCGUCGGAACUGUCAUCGGAUGCCUGCUCAACCCACUGGUUACUGAAAAGAUUGGUCGUAAGGGCAGUCUUUUUGUGGCUUCAAUUGCAUAUGCUCUAGGUGUUAUACUCCAGACUAUUGGACUGCCACCUGCAGCUUUUGUAAUUGGUCGAAUUCUACUUGGCAGCGCUCUCGGCUUCAUAUCCAACACGGUACCGGCCUACCUCAUGGAGUGUUCCACACCGACAAAUCGAGGAAUGCUCAUGGCUUGCUAUCUGCAAUUCCUCACCACUGGAAACGUGAUCGCUUGUGGUAUCAGUUACGGCACAUCGAAAUAUGCCGAUUCCCGAGGUUGGCGGGUCACGAUUGGUUUCCAGUUGUUCCUGGCGGUAGCAAUCUUUUUCGGUGCCAUAAUAUGCCCUGAAUCACCGUUUGUGUUGACGAAACGCAACAAACUUGUCGAAGCUCGGCAAGCAAUUGGCAUCCUGAAGAAUCUCGAACCCGAAUCGCAAGACGUCGACAAGGCUAUGGAAGAGGUGCAAGCAUAUGUUGAUGAAAUAGCUUCCCAUGGAAACGUGCGUGUCCUCGAAUGUUUCCAGGGAACCAACUUGCGACGAACCCUUCUCGGCAUAGCCAUGUCCUUCUUUACCAUUGCUACGGGCAUCACAUUUUGGUUCGGAUACGGGACAACAUUCUUCAUUGCUGCGGGUGUCAACAAUUCUUACAUGAUUUCGUUGAUCCUGGCCAUUGUUAACUGUGUCUUCACGGCACCAUCCAUUUACCUGAUUGAGCGCCUUGGAAGGAGAAAGUCCUUGCUGUGGGGAGGCGCUAUCAUGGUAUUGACUCAAAUUCUUACAGGAGUGAUUCACACCGUUGCCCCUAAUAGCAACACUAAUAAGAACAUGCUUGUGGUGGGUGCCGUUAUUUUCAUCGCGGCAUAUGCACCGACUUGGGGCAUUGGAGGAUGGGUCGUGAUGACUGAGCCGUUUUCGAACCGAAUGCGAGUUUAUCAGACGGCGGUAGUCAUGACCUCGUACUGGACCGUGACAUGGAUGGUUGGUUUCGUUACGCCGUAUAUGGUUGAUGAGACAGCUAGUAAUCUUGGGGUCAACGUUGCAUAUAUCUGGUUCGGCGCGGGUGUCUUGUCCAUUAUUUGGGCAUACCUGUGUGUCCCGGAGUUGGCUGGCCUCUCCACAUCUGAAGUUGAUCUUCUCUUUGAGGGACGAGUGGCCGCCUGGAGAUCAGUGGCCUGGCAAAAGGAACUGCGAACUCUUCACUCCGUAGAGAUGUCUGGAUCCAACGAAAAGGUGGCAUCCGUGGCGAGUGAGAAAUUGGAUGGCGGAGAGAAGGUUUAAACUUACGCUUGGUCUGUUCUUCACCUGUAGCUCCUGUAGCCGCAUUUACU
Ilyonectria robusta is the source of this 1577-nucleotide messenger RNA. RefSeq names its product general substrate transporter. Gene Ontology annotation, cellular component: membrane. The transcript is spliced from 7 exons. Gene Ontology annotation, molecular function: carbohydrate:proton symporter activity. Bases 1 to 1527 code for a protein of 508 amino acids. Gene Ontology annotation, biological process: carbohydrate transport; transmembrane transport. The record is from RefSeq and is a predicted model, not a curated record. NCBI's taxonomy places the organism in Eukaryota, Fungi, Ascomycota, Sordariomycetes, Hypocreales, Nectriaceae.